Molecule: messenger RNA, 1377 nt
Organism: Sphaeramia orbicularis (orbiculate cardinalfish)
Lineage: Eukaryota; Metazoa; Chordata; Actinopteri; Kurtiformes; Apogonidae
Gene: slc25a4
Product: solute carrier family 25 member 4
Exons: 4
Coding region: 77-976 (299 amino acids)
Biological process (GO): negative regulation of mitochondrial outer membrane permeabilization involved in apoptotic signaling pathway; mitochondrial ADP transmembrane transport; mitochondrial ATP transmembrane transport
Cellular component (GO): mitochondrial inner membrane
Molecular function (GO): ATP:ADP antiporter activity
Source: RefSeq, a predicted model, not a curated record
CGUUGGGUUUCCUUUAGGACCUUGGUGAGGUUUGGAACAGUCAGGGGUCUUAAAUCCGCACAAGAAGCAUCCAGCCAUGUCGGACGCGGUGGUCAGUUUCAUGAAGGACUUUUUGGCCGGUGGUAUCGCCGCUGCCAUCUCCAAAACAGCUGUCGCUCCUAUUGAGAGAGUCAAGUUGUUGCUGCAGGUCCAGCAUGCCAGCAAACAGAUCACAGCAGAGACACAGUACAAAGGAAUCAUGGACUGUGUGGUCAGGAUCCCAAAGGAGCAGGGCUUUGUGUCCUUCUGGAGAGGUAACCUGGCCAACGUGAUCCGUUACUUCCCAACUCAAGCCCUGAACUUCGCCUUCAAAGACAAGUACAAGAAGAUCUUCCUUGGCGGCGUGGAUCAAAAAACACAGUUCUGGCGCUACUUCGCCGGUAACCUGGCAUCCGGUGGUGCUGCAGGUGCGACAUCCCUGUGCUUUGUCUAUCCCCUUGACUUCGCCAGAACAAGACUUGCUGCCGACAUCGGCAAAGGCGCCGCUGAGAGAGAAUUCACCGGUCUUGGAAACUGCAUCGCCAAGAUCUUCAAAACCGACGGCCUGAGGGGUCUCUACCUGGGUUUCAACGUGUCUGUCCAGGGUAUUAUCAUCUACAGAGCAGCCUACUUUGGAUGCUUCGACACAGCUAAAGGUAUGCUGCCAGAUCCCAAGAAUACGCACAUCGUCGUCAGCUGGAUGAUCGCUCAGACAGUCACCGCCGCAGCUGGUCUUGUCUCAUAUCCCUUCGACACCGUCAGACGUCGUAUGAUGAUGCAGUCUGGACGCAAAGGAGCUGACAUCAUGUACAAGGGAACAAUCGACUGCUGGAGGAAGAUCCUCAAGGAUGAGGGAUCAAGAGCCUUCUUUAAGGGAGCCUGGUCCAACGUGAUCAGAGGCAUGGGUGGCGCUUUCGUGUUGGUGCUGUACGAUGAGAUCAAGAAGUUCACAAAGUAAACUUUCUCAUCUCCCAGAUCCCAAGGAAACCCUUCAUCUUUCUUAAGUCUUAAUUGUGAUAGAGUGAUAACAGCUUGUGGUGAAUUACAGUUUGGGCAUGUAAGCUUCUGUGAUAGCCCUGAGAAGGUAGGUAUGGGUAUACCUGACCUGAGUGAACAUGCCCCCACAGAAAUGUGUAUAUACCCCAUUCUACAACAUGUCAGACGGCAGAGAUUUCAGUACAACUAAGUCAAGCUGGUGGUUCAGUUGUAUUUGCCGAUGUACAGGAUGAAGCCACUACCUGUCAUAUCCUCCCUAUGUUAAAACAGUCUUUGAAGCCCAUGUGUUGUAAUGUUGUGACCAUUAAGAUCCAUGUAUCACACCUCCUACAGUAUUUUAAUAAUAAAGAUUUAUUAGUCUAA